Messenger RNA from Prorocentrum cordatum, 1569 nucleotides. NCBI's taxonomy places the organism in Eukaryota, Dinophyceae, Prorocentrales, Prorocentraceae. The record is from the annotation of a GenBank genome assembly.
AUGUGCGACGGGCGCGGCGGGAAUGGAUCCCCCGCCGGGGCCCAGGAGCUGCAGUCGCAAUUCAAGGCCACGCACUCGCACGUGGAGCAGGAGCGCCAAGGCCGCCUGAACCCGCAGGACCUCCAGGCCGAGGUCCAGCAGCUCGACUCCGAGCGCGAGCAGCUGCAGCAGAAGAUCCAGCUCCUUCGGCAGAAGACCGAGAGGGACGAAGGCUUCCAGCAGCUGCUGCAGGUGACGUCCAUGCUGCGGAAGGAGCAGGAGGAGGAGGCCCGCCUGUCGGAGAAGCUGCAGGAGCAGCGCUUCGCCCUGGAGUCGACGGAGCAGCUGUUCGUGGAGCGGUCGGGGCGCUUGCGCGAGAUGCGCGAGGCGCAGCAGGAGGACGGGGAGGGCAACGCGGAGGCGAUGCUGAAAAUGCUCCGGGGCGAGGUGAAGAAGGGCCGGGAUCAGCUCGGCCGUGUGCGCAAGGAGAUCGAGGAGAAGCACGAGCAGCUCGGCAAAAUCGACGCGGCUCUCAGCGAGCCACCCGUGUCCAAGGCCGACAUUGACAGCAUAGAGCAGGACAUCCACAGUAUGCGGGAAGAUAAGGAGGCUCUGGAACGUAAAAUCGAGGAGCACAACCAGGAUUCUCGUCUUGCUGUGUACAAGCAGCAGGCGAACCUCGUCGCCAAGAAGAAAGAAGUCGUCAUGAAGGACAAGAAGGCCCUGGAGGACGACCGCGACGGUCUCAGCAAGGAACUGUCCGUGAAAGAGCGCGAGUACGAGCAGAUGAAGGGCCACAAGUUCAUGAAGAAAGAUGAAUUCAAGAACUACGCCGCCUCCCUCCGGGACAAGUCGGCCAAGUUCAAGAAGUUGAAGACGGAGCUCAGCGAGAUUCGGCACGAGGUCGCGGUGCUCGUCCGCACGGAGCAGCUGCUGCAGGCCAGGGACCCGACGCCCGCUGGCCAGAAAGACACGGAGUCGAUGUUGGAGAAGGUGUCGGUGCACAAGUCGGAGGUGGAUCAGGCCAAGGGCAAGACACUUGAUCAGAUCACCGAGAUAGUCCAGCAGAUCAAGCAGAAGAUCAUGGAGAAGAAGAACAAGCUCGCCCCGCAGAUCAAGGCGCUGCGGGCCGUGCGCCAGAACUUCCAGCAGGUGGAGGUGAAGUACCUCGAGAAGAAGGGGGCGUACGACCAGGCUUUCUCCACCGUGGAGUCGGACCUCUCGAGGCUGGCCGGAGAGGUGAAGCAGCUGGAGGCGGAGGCCAAUGACAAUGAGCGCACGUACCAUGAGCUCAACAUGCAGAUGGGCGUUGCCGAGCUCAAGUUGCAGCGGGCGAAGCGUGAGGGCAAGUUCCAGCGGAAGGAGGGUGGCGCAAGAUAUUCUGACGAGUUCGCGACGCUGUCGGAUUGCUACCAGUCCGAAAUCACCCAGCUCGACAAGCAGUGCAAGGACCUGCGGAAGAAGAAGGACAUGGUGAUGGACAACUUCGACGCGAAGCUGAAGCAGAAGAAGGCCUUCGUGCAGCUGGAGAGGCUCAUGGCGGUGAAGCUCAAGGUGAGCGACGGAAGAACACGGCCGCCUCGUAAGUAA